This is a messenger RNA of Clonostachys byssicola, 2973 nucleotides long. Lineage: Eukaryota; Fungi; Ascomycota; Sordariomycetes; Hypocreales; Bionectriaceae. The record is from the annotation of a GenBank genome assembly.
AUGGAUCUCUUCUUUGUGCACCCUGCCCACUUCGACUAUCCCAUCGCCCAAGACGAUUUAUCGAGCCCCGCGAGCUCAGACGCCAAUUAUGACAUGGAGAUCGACCUAACAACGCCCGAUUGCCCUGCACCCCCCGAAGGCGCUGAGGCUGACGAACCAGCUGAUGCUCCGAGCGACCUAUCCGAUCCUACUACUUGGGAAAUACCAUGGCCUGCCUCAAGAAUCCCCGUUGAAAUCUUCGAGCUCAUUACUUCGUUUCUUUCCCGAGCUGAGGUUAGAUCUCUUCGCAGGGUAAACAAGGAGUUUGAAAUCAAGGUUUCUGCCAAGUACUUCAAGAACGUUGUCGUCCCAUUUCGACCCGAGUUAUAUGGCGAUUUUGAUAGAGAGUCGUCCGAGCCCCGACUGCACCCAUCCUCGGCCCUCUUCUCCACUGGCUCACGUAUCUUCGAGUCCUUUGGCCCUCAUAUCCUACGUUUCGCCCUCUCUCUUGAGUUGGAUGAGGAUGACCUUGCGACCCCUCCGAUUAAGCCAGCCCAAGAGGCUGUGACCUCAUUCUGGGGGAUAUAUCGAUGGCCACCCCAGACUUACACCAGGUACUCCGACCUCCAGGGAAUUGAACAGACGGCAGAUGAAACACAAAAGAUGAAGGACGCUUUGAAAUGUUUGACCAAAGUUACCAAUAUGGGCCUGUCUUGCGAUCCUGGUCUUGGCUUUCUCACAAGGCCAGAUGUCUGUGGGCGCCGCGCAUCAACCCGCCGACCUGUCUUUGCCACAAGGAAUUGGCGCCGAGAGCACCACCCCGGCCAGAUGGUGGAAGAAGAGGACGAUCAAUGUGUCACAAUCGCCAACUUGAAUGGCCCUGGAGCCCAGAAGUCACAAGCUUCUGCGUCUGACAAUCUUUCCCUUCAGCGACAAGUUCUUGAGAAGAUGGUCAUUGAUGCAGGCUAUGAAGGGCCGGCAAUCAACGAGGCUAUCGGUCUGCUCCUUGACACAGAAAACAAUAACAUGCCCGCCAUCGAUGUUGACGAAAGAACUGCCGGCUCGAACAUGCAUGCUCUGGAGAGGAGCAGCUCUGAUGUCCACGAGCAACAGGUGCUUGCCAUGUUAGCAAUAGACGGAAGCGCAGAGGGCCUCGAUCGGCCCGACUCUCGCAGGUUUCCUCUUGUCCCUGCUUUCCUCUCUCGGGCUCAAAAGGAGCUUCUUCUUGAGUUGGAGUGGGCUCACCGAGCCAUGAUUCAAUCCUACGUGAUUACCAUGGUCGACAAUGCAGCCAUCGGUUGCUACUCGCAGCUCACCACGUUGUCUAUUGCCAAAAUACCCAGUUGUCAUGUUCAUAUAUUCUAUCGGGAUUCCUUCUGGGAUAGCUUUCCCAAUCUCGCCAACGUGUCAUUGGGUGUCAUUGCGGACUGGAGAAAAAUCACAAAGCCCACUCCGGGGUGCAUCGAGGACAACGAAGUAUCGCCAGUGACCGCUGUCGGUUUGGUUUUCAGACUUCUUCAGGACUACAUCGGCAAGCAGCCCGGAAUCGAAAGCUUGCAUUUCGAGUGGAUAUGCGGUGGUGAAUUCGCUCCAAGCUCGUACCAACGGAAUCAAUAUAUUCUUCCGGCACCGUUCUUCAAGAACCCAAAGGAUAUGGCGUCAGCGAAUUUGAACGUUUUUCAAGAAGAUAGACUUCUGAGUUUGCCGCAUCUUAAACAUCUCUCUCUCAAGAACUGCUGGGCAUCGCCACACGUCCUCAUCCAGUUUGUUCGGGAGAUGGGACUUGCGUCUUUGGAAAAAUUAGAGCUGGAGUCGGUCUCCCUUUCGGGCCAGCCUACCAGGAAUCCCCAAUUUCCUUUGGGCUUGCACAACGGCCAAGCUGCUGCUCAUUUUAACCAAAUGAUGAUGAUGCACAACGGCUUUGUUGGCUUCGCCCAACAUGCCCAUGUAGCACAGCCUGGACUUCCACAGAUCUUCAACCCAAAUCAUAUCUGGAACCACCCAGCUAUCUUCGGGGGCGGACAACAACCUGUCUUCGGAGACGUACAACAACCUGUCUUCGGGGACGUACAACAACCUGUCUUCGGGGACGUACAACAGCCUGUCUUCGGGGGCGAACAACAACCUAUCCUCGCAGCCGGACAUCAUCCCUUCAUCGGGGCCGGACACCAUCCCUUCAUCGGGGCUGGACACCAUCACUUCAUCGCGGCCGGACAACAUCCCAUCAUCAAUGCCGUGCAACAUCCCAUCAAUGCACACGCAGCAAAUAUGGCUAUACCACAGGAUAUGGCCGUGCGCCCUGAGACACUCGUCUUUCCAGAACUUUUAACGUGGGCAGGAUUUAUCGAGCAUUUCACUCCUGGUGACUCCAUUCGCCGUGUUAUUGAAGAUGGCGUUGAUUGGGAAGACAGCCGAUGGCCACCUCUUCUCCAAAUGGCCGCAGAUGUGAUUCCACAAUGUGAUCGUCUUCUCGCGGAGGAGAGGCGAUAUUCAAUCAAGUGCCUGUCUUUCAAAUCUUGUGGCUAUGUCGCCGUCGACGCCGCUAACCUCAAUACUCGUGCUCUCUUGCCUCCUGGAGCCCACGGCGUUGUCUCUCCAAACCACAAUCCGAGCACGCCUCAGCGUAUCAUGCAGCGUUGCAAAGACAGGGAGCUUGCCCAAAUAUUGCCCUACAUUGGGCCACAAGAAGCGUUCAAUCUCACCCACGCUUUCGGCAUGGCGAUAGGUUGGGAACGUGUCUAUAGCCAAAGAACGAUUCACGAUGCCACGGCUGAUGGCGUGGACUUUCCCGGCACCGGGCGCUUUUCCGGAAUGGUUGACACGUCCCCUGUUCCUCGCCCAUGGAACGAAUUCAUACCACCCGAACGCAACAAUAUAACAGUCAGUCUGCCCCCUGCAAGCAUGUCGGAUAACGGCCAUGAAGGGGACGACCUUGAGUCCGUCUUGGAGUCGCUGGAGUGGCACACUCCGCAAACCCAUCUGGAUGGGGAGUGA